AUGCCCGUCGGCGAGCCGUUCAAAUUACCCAGCUGCGAUGCUGAAUCCUCAACGUCAGCCCGGUGUUGGGCUCAACGUCGAAUCGUCGAAGCGAGGAAAGUAGUGUGUGAGGUGUCACCAGCUCUCUCAACUGUCACGGGAAUUGGUCAACAGGCCUUCAAUUUCUCGAGGCUGCAGCCCACCUGCUCUUACUGGCCCAACCACAACAUCCUCUUAUUCCGACCACACAUAGAGGAAGACAAUCGAUCACGUAUACGGAAAACACUUGCCUUCCCAACGAUGUCGACAUCCGCCAAGAGGAAUGGAGCAGCCGGAGACGAACGGGCCAAACGAGCUCGAGUCGAGACGGCCUCAACAGUCCCAUCGGGAUCCAUGGAUCGUGUCGAGACCUCACAGGAUACCGAUGAAGACGAAGAAGACGAAAAUCUGGAUGCUGCUUUCAUAUCUGCUGGAGAAUCUGAGGAUGAACUAUCGAGACCCAAGAGAAGAGGAAACGCGAAUCCAGUCGAGCCUCAGACGAUGACAGCUAAUUUCGAUCAAAACAUCUCCACAGAGCAAAACAUGAACUCGGAUGCACAGGGAGACUUUAUUGCAACCGACUUCCCUGCAGGAUGUGACUACCGAUACCUGAGCCUCAAGGCCGAUCACACAUCUCGACCACUCUAUAUCUCCCCAAAUAUGGCCACACGGACGAUCAUCUUAGAAGCCUUUCAUCCUCUAGCCUCCCAAGCUCAAGACUUCCUCAUCACCAUAGCCGAGCCCGUCUCUCGUCCCUCUCAUAUUCAUGAAUAUAAACUCACCAAACACUCUUUACAAGCUGCUAUCUCAGUAGGACUUCAGACUGAAGAUAUCAUCGAUGUCCUCAAUCGUCUCAGCAAAGUUCGUGUCUCAGCACAGCUUGCCGAGUUUAUUCGUGAAUCAACAGCAAGUUAUGGAAAAGUGAAAUUGGUACUCAAGAAGAAUAGCUAUCAUGUUGAAAGUUCAGAUCCAGAAGUCCUCAGACGAUUGUUGCGUGACAGCAUCAUCAGUCAAGCCAGACUAACUACUGAGGAGAGCACAACCGCAACCACCGGAAAAGAAGGCGCUAUGGUCACCUUUGGAUUUAAUCAAGACUCGGCCCCCAAAAAGGGAGAUUUAGUUAUCCCUGGCACGAAAACUAUCAACAACAAUACUGAAGGAGGAACUGAUACAGCAGCAGAAAAACCUAAGAAUGCAGAUGAUGAUCUGUUUGGUGCGAUAAUUGGGGUUGAUAAUGUCGAUGAAAACGACGAUGACGAUGCUGUGCAUUCCUUCGAGGUCCAGGGGGCUGAAAUAGAAAAUGUCAAGCGACGCUGUGCUGAACUAGAUUAUCCAAUGUUGGAAGAGUACGAUUUCCGCAAUGACACCGUUAAUCCUACUCUAGAAAUCGACUUGAAACCUGCGACUCAGAUCAGGCCUUAUCAGGAAAAGAGUUUGAGUAAAAUGUUUGGUAAUGGGCGUGCGCGAUCUGGAAUCAUCGUACUUCCUUGUGGAGCUGGAAAAACUUUGGUCGGAAUUACUGCAGCCUCUACCAUUCGCAAAUCGGUAUUAUGUCUGUGUACAUCAGGAGUCUCAGUUAUGCAAUGGCGACAACAAUUCUUAAUGUGGAGUAACAUUCAAGACCGUCAAAUCUCAGUCUUCACCGCCGAUCAAAAGGAGAAGUUUGCCGGAGCGUCGGGGAUAGUAGUCUCGACAUAUUCGAUGGUUGCAAACCGGACUAAAAGAUCACAUGAUUCACAGAAGAUGAUGGAUUUCUUGACCUCGAGAGAAUGGGGCUUAAUCCUUUUAGAUGAAGUCCAUGUAGUCCCGGCAGCGAUGUUCAGAAGGGUGGUCGGAACGAUCAAAGCACAUGCCAAAUUAGGAUUGACUGCAACGUUGGUCAGAGAAGAUGAUAAGAUUGACGACCUCAACUUCUUAAUUGGACCCAAGCUAUACGAAGCCAAUUGGAUGGAUUUGGCUGCAAAAGGACACAUCGCUAAUGUUCAAUGUGCGGAAGUUUGGUGCCCCAUGACACCAGAGUUCUACCGAGAAUAUUUGCGAGAGAAAUCACGAAAAAAGAACUUACUUUAUUGCAUGAAUCCGCAAAAGUUUCAAGCUUGUCAGUUUUUGAUCAAGUACCAUGAAGACAGAGGCGAUAAAAUCAUCGUAUUCUCAGACAAUGUGUAUGCAUUAGAGGCAUAUGCAAAAAAAUUGCGAAAACUUUAUAUUCAUGGUGGGACACCUCAAGUCGAACGAAUGCGAAUCUUACAAAACUUUCAACACAAUCCGCUUGUGAAUACGAUCUUUCUAUCUAAAGUUGGUGACACCUCGAUCGAUUUGCCAGAGGCUACUUGCCUCAUUCAAAUCUCUUCACACUUUGGGUCUCGUCGACAAGAAGCCCAAAGAUUAGGUCGUAUUUUACGUGCGAAAAGGAGGAACGAUGAAGGGUUCAAUGCCUUUUUCUAUUCCCUGGUAUCUAGAGACACCCAGGAAUUCUAUUUUAGUACGAAACGACAACAAUUUCUGAUCGAUCAGGGAUAUGCAUUCAAAGUGAUCAGUCAUCUUCAAGGCCUCGAAAACCUACCCGACCUAGUUUAUUCGAGCAAAGAAGAACAGAUCGAAUUGUUACAAUCAGUCUUGUUGGCCAAUGAAAGUGAUGCUGAGAUUGGGACGGAUGUCAAGAACUUUGGCGAUGAUUUGCGCGGUCCUAAUGAUCGACAGGGGAACAAGAGGAUCGGCAUGGCUGGUGCUGGUGUUAAACGAAUUGUCGGUAACUUGAGUGCGCUUAGUGGUGGACAAUCAAUGAGUUAUAUUGAAAGAAAUAAAUCGGCUAACAAGCAAUUGGCUAAGGAGCAAGCCAAAUCUCGCAACCGAAUAUUCUCUAAACGAGAUGAACAAGCAAAGAAGAAACGUAAAGAAAGAGAGCAACAAGCCAGUGGUUCCUAG
Molecule: messenger RNA, 2943 nt
Organism: Puccinia graminis f. sp. tritici CRL 75-36-700-3
Lineage: Eukaryota; Fungi; Basidiomycota; Pucciniomycetes; Pucciniales; Pucciniaceae
Product: DNA excision repair protein ERCC-3
Exons: 8
Coding region: 1-2943 (980 amino acids)
Biological process (GO): nucleotide-excision repair; transcription initiation at RNA polymerase II promoter
Cellular component (GO): transcription preinitiation complex; nucleotide-excision repair factor 3 complex; transcription factor TFIIH holo complex
Molecular function (GO): DNA binding; ATP binding; 3'-5' DNA helicase activity
Source: RefSeq, a predicted model, not a curated record